AUGCGUAUCAUCCAAUUAUCCAGCGCACCUCCUAUCCCUCCUCCUCCUCCUCCUCAUACUGCCCCACUCAAAUCAGCUCUUUCUACUUCCAACUCGACCUAUUCCCCUCGAAAUACACCUACGUCCACAACCAAGGAAGAAGAUCGAAAAUCGUUAACGUACUUCACCAUCCGUCCGACGGGAUUUGAGAAGGGUCCGAAAGCGGUGGCGAUCAACCUCAACGAUAUCGGAGGUACCAAUGUUACCAGUAUUGGGACGAGGGACGAGGUGAGUGAUGGGUUGGUGCAAGUGGCGGAAAGUGCUGGAGGAAAUGAAUGGUUGGGUGUAGAUGGACCUAGCGUAUAUGUUGGGAUAUUACAAACCUGUUCAAAAUCCGAUCAGGGGCCUGAAAUGAACUGCACUUCUUCUUCUCAAGCUGAUUAUCAUUCAUCAUUCCUUCCCUUACCUCUUCGCUCCACUCUUCUCUCGGUACCUCUCUCACCACCUACACCCAUCCUCUUACUAAUCUCAGCCAUACUACUGUUCCUGGCUACCGCUGUAUUCGUAGCUGGUCUAAUCCCUUGGAAAUGCUCAGUGUCUUUCAACUUUUUACAUCGUAAACCACCGUUACCUGCUGAUUCACAAUGGUCACGCGUCCGUGCACCAUAUCAAAGAGCCAAUGCUCAUACUGACUCUUCUGAAGAUCUCGUGCAGUCUAUCAGAUUUAGAGACAACAGUAAAGGGACGAUGACCAAGAGGAAAGAACCACAUUUAGCUUUUUUCACUUUGAUCUUCAUAGCUUUGGGCAUGACUGCCGGAGGAUUAGUACAGUUACGUAUUGUCAGACAAGCUCAGGAUAGAUGGGACAGUCAGGAAGGAAUGGAGGUGGGAAUGAUCUGGGAGUUGGGAGCGUUGACUUAUCUAUUACCAAUCUUACCGAUAUGUCUCAUCCUCGUGUUACUCCUAGCGGCUUCACCGUGUAUUUACUCUUACCUCAAAGAUACUUUCCAUACUUGUCCUGCAGAUCACGCCCAUGAUGUUGACUGUUCAACUCCAGACUCAAAGGCAGAUACUCGUAAUGGUGAAACGGUAGGUGAAGUGGGUAAAAGAUGGGAUCAAACGCCUAUUGUCAAUCCUUCGCCUGUAUAUAUACCUGAGACAUACGAUUUACCGCAGAUCAGAAUGGAAAGUAAGAGAAGUACGAUGGAAUCUGUUGGUAAGGCAUUGUAA
Molecule: messenger RNA, 1209 nt
Organism: Kwoniella botswanensis
Lineage: Eukaryota; Fungi; Basidiomycota; Tremellomycetes; Tremellales; Cryptococcaceae
Exons: 5
Coding region: 1-1209 (402 amino acids)
Source: RefSeq, a predicted model, not a curated record